Messenger RNA from Phaeodactylum tricornutum CCAP 1055/1, 1195 nucleotides. RefSeq lists its product with no specific name. Bases 176 to 925 code for a protein of 249 amino acids. The record is from RefSeq and is a predicted model, not a curated record. Gene Ontology annotation, cellular component: mitochondrial matrix. Gene Ontology annotation, biological process: fatty acid metabolic process; DNA damage response. NCBI's taxonomy places the organism in Eukaryota, Bacillariophyta, Bacillariophyceae, Surirellales, Neidiaceae. The transcript has 3 exons.
UCAACUGUUACGAUCAAAAAAGCAAAGCAAUUAUAGCUUACAUUAGCAGUGCAAAACAAGCUUAGCGACCGGUACCUGACAUCAAAUGGCUCCAUGGCUCACAUUGUUAUCGACAUGGCACCAAGGUGGUUCUUCACAAGUUGAGAGAAGUUAUUAAUCUGAUCAAAGCACACGCAUGCUUUCGCUUACUGCCCGAGGACGAGUUUCCCGCCUCGCCGCGAAACAUUUGUUGCCUUGUGUCCUCUUCUCGUCUUGCCCAAGCGCAGUUUUCGAUCCUGAUCCGUCACUUUUGAAUGCUACCAAAGCGCCUCUCGAUUUUGAUAAUUCAGCCUCUGUUUACCGCGAGUUCAUUACAGAAGCGCAAGAGCAAACGUUGAUAGAAGAGUUGCAGGCCAAACUAAAGCGAUCCCGGUAUCAAAAAGGACAUUGGGAUGCGGCAAUUGUCGACUACCGAGAAACUGAAGUCAUCGACGAAGCUUCGACACUCAGCGUAGAAUUCCGAGGCGUAUUGGAACGCGUUCGGGCCCAAAUUCUGGCUCGCCACUUAAUGCACAAACACCAAAGCGUGGCGCCAGAAUUGCUGUGGUUGCCCUGUCACUGUAUUGAUCUGAAGAAAGAGGGAGAGUUGAAUGCGCACGUUGAUUCAGUCCGAUUUUCGGGAGACAUAGUUGCCGGUUUGUCGCUCAUGUCCAGUAGCAUCAUGCGUCUUCGCGAAGAAAAACAAGAAUUAGUUUCUUCUCAGAGAAAGCAAACCAAAGACGAGCCGUAUGUUGAUCUCUUUCUACAGGAACGAUCACUAUACGUUCUGGAAGGCUACAGUCGUUACAGAUAUACUCAUGAGCUACUACCAAGUGGAUCUACUUUUGGUGACAAGGUAGUCCAUCGAGAGAAUCGCCUGUCUAUCAUAUUUCGGGACUCGAAAUGAAAGAAGGUAAUUAUUGUUGUUGACGUGGAUCUGUGGAGAAAUAAGACGUCACUGCGUCUAGAAGGUCAGAGCGGCAUGAUCGGUUUGGGUCGUUGUUGAUCCAGAUGGAGCACCUCCAUUGCAAAUGAGCGCCACAAGAACACUCGAACCACACCCAAAAUGAUUACUAACAGUAAGCUUGUGGGCUGCUUAGCAUGAAAAUUGUUUGCUGAUUUUUGAUAAGACCCGAAAGUGAGUCAGCGUAACAGCUAGAACUUCCUUACUUUAUUC